UCGCUGCACUUUGAGAAUAAACCACACACAUCACCCCAUUCAUUUUGUUCACAGGACAGCACCACCGCUCAAGCUCCCUUUAAAAUUCCUCACCAUAUACACACUCCCACCGCAUUUCCCAUUCGAAACACUUUACUUUUCCACUCUGUUUCUGCCAAAAAUGCAGCUUAGUUUAGCUGCUGUGUUAGUGAGUGCAUUAGUAGUAGCUUCGGUCCAAGCAGAGGAUCCUUAUCGGUACUUCAACUGGAAUGUUACUUAUGGUGAUAUUUAUCCCCUCGGUGUUCGUCAACAGGGAAUAUUGAUCAAUGGACAAUUUCCUGGUCCUGAUAUACAUUCAGUCACCAAUGAUAAUCUUAUCAUUAACGUCUUUAACAGCUUAAACCAGCCUUUUCUAAUCUCCUGGAAUGGCAUUCAGCAGAGGAGGAAUUCAUUUGUGGAUGGAGUGUACGGGACUACAUGCCCCAUUCCUCCGGGAAAGAAUUACACAUACAUUCUACAAGUGAAGGAUCAGAUCGGAAGCUUUUACUAUUUUCCUUCCCUUGCAUUCCACAAAGCUGCUGGUGGAUUUGGAGGUAUUAGAAUCCUUAGCCGUCCCAGGAUUCCUGUCCCAUUCCCUGAUCCUUCAGGUGAUUACACCGUCUUAAUUGGAGACUGGUACAAGUCUAAUCACAUGAAAUUAAAGGCAAUUCUCGACAAUGGUAGGAAGUUACCUUUUCCAGAUGGCGUUCUGAUCAACGGGAGGGGUCCAAAUGGAGUCUCUUUUAACGUUGAACAAGGUAAAACAUACAGGCUCAGAAUAUCAAAUGUUGGACUAGAGAAUUCGCUGAACUUCCGGAUUCAAGGCCAUAAAAUGAAACUGGUUGAGGUGGAGGGAACACACACACUACAGUCCACCUAUUCAUCACUUGAUAUUCAUGUUGGUCAGUCAUACUCAGUACUUGUCACCGCCGACCAACCAGCUAAGGAUUACUAUAUUGUUGUGUCAUCCCGAUUCACCUCUAAAAUUCUCACCACCACUGGUAUUCUUAAAUAUAGCAACUCUGCUGCCCCAGUGUCCGGUCCCCUCCCUGGUGGACCAACUACCCAGAUUGACUGGUCUUUGAACCAGGCACGAUCUAUCAGGAGUAAUCUCACAGCUAGCGGACCAAGGCCUAAUCCACAGGGCUCUUACCAUUAUGGCAUGAUAAAAACCAGCCGAACUAUCAGGUUGUCGAGUAGUGCUGGUCAAGUCCAUGGCAAACAGAGAUAUGGAAUCAACAGCGUUUCCUUUGUCCUAGCUGACACUCCCCUGAAGCUGGCUGACUACUUCAAAAUUGGAGGAGUUUUUCGCAUUGGCAGCAUAUCACCAAAUCCCACCGGAGGAGGUUUGUAUCUGGACACUUCUGUUAUGGGCGCUGAUUUCCGAGCUUUUGUUGAAAUUGUGUUUGAGAACCCGGAAAACAUUGUUCAGAGUUACCACCUCGAUGGAUACUCUUUCUUUGUAGUAGGAAUGGAUGGAGGACAGUGGAGUUCAGGAAGCAGAAACAACUACAAUCUCCGGGAUGCAAUUGCACGGUGCACCGUUCAGGUGUACCCCAGAUCAUGGACAGCUAUUUAUGUCCCACUUGAUAACGUGGGAAUGUGGAAUCUAAGGUCGGAGUUUUGGGCACGCCAAUAUCUUGGACAACAAUUUUAUGUGCGUGUUUACACAAAUUCCAAUUCAAUCAGAGACGAGUAUCCCAUUCCCAAGAAUGCACGUCUUUGUGGUCGUGCAGCUGGUCGUCACACACGACCCCUUUGAAUGACUAAAUUCACCGGUCGCGAUCACAAGAGGUUCCCGUUUAGCUCGAUGAAUUAAGAAUUUAAAUUUAGAGUUAAAUGCAUAAGGCAUAUAUCCAGAAAAUACUUUUUUUUUUUGUAAUAGGUGUAUCUUUAUUAUUUAUUUAAUAUAUUGUAUACCUCA
This is a messenger RNA of Daucus carota subsp. sativus, 1942 nucleotides long. RefSeq names its product L-ascorbate oxidase homolog. The record is from RefSeq and is a predicted model, not a curated record. The transcript has 8 exons. Bases 161 to 1780 code for a protein of 539 amino acids. NCBI's taxonomy places the organism in Eukaryota, Viridiplantae, Streptophyta, Magnoliopsida, Apiales, Apiaceae. Gene Ontology annotation, molecular function: copper ion binding; oxidoreductase activity.